Ziziphus jujuba (common jujube) is the source of this 4094-nucleotide messenger RNA. Its product is annotated as formin-like protein 1. Gene Ontology annotation, molecular function: actin filament binding. The transcript has 4 exons. The record is from RefSeq and is a predicted model, not a curated record. Gene Ontology annotation, biological process: actin cytoskeleton organization; actin nucleation. Bases 248 to 3742 code for a protein of 1164 amino acids. NCBI's taxonomy places the organism in Eukaryota, Viridiplantae, Streptophyta, Magnoliopsida, Rosales, Rhamnaceae.
AAAAGAAAAAAAGAAAAAAGAAAAGAAAAGAAAAAAAAAGAAACUCCAACUGAGAAACUCUCUAAAAAUCAAUAUCUUUUUUUCACUCACAGAUUCAACCUUUUCACAUUUUUCCGUUCUCUCUCUUUCUCUCUCUCUCACUCUCACUGUCUCUGAAACAGUCCCCACCAAAUCAUCGGCCAUUACUGCACCUCUCGCUUCUCUCCCUUUGCCCUUCUCACACCCUGGGGACUGCAAGCCAGUCACAAUGCCCACCUUCUUCUUCCUCUUCUUCUUCUGGUUGAUCUUCUUUCUCUUAUCCUCCACCGUCAAUUUCAUAUCCUCUACCUCCAUUGUCGCUCCUCGCCGUAGAAUCCUCCACCAGCCUUUUUUCCCUCUCGACGCACUCCCUCCCUCUGAACCGCCAUUGCAGUCUUCUCCACCACCUCCCAUCCCAAAACCCAAAUACCCAUUUUCCGCUUCCCCUUCUACCCCUAACCCAUCUCCGUUUUUCCCAUCCUACCUCGCUCCACCUCCUCCUCCAACUCCGGCUACCUUUGCUUCCUUCCCAGCGAAUAUCUCCUCUCUUAUCCUUCCACGUUCAUCUUCUACCAAGCCUGCGUCUCACAAGCUCGUUGCUCUUUCUAUCGCUGCCGUCGUCUCCGCGGUGUUUGUCCUCGGCAUUGGCCUUUUCUUCUAUUGCCGCCGUAGGCGCAACCGGAGCUUUGCCGAUGAUAAGACUUUUAGAUCGGAAAACAGCAACAGGUUGUUCCCGGCCAAUGUCGAGACCACCAAUGGGACCCACAAGCUUAGAACUACCUCCACGACGAGCUCGGAGUUUCUCUACCUUGGAACUCUGGUCAGUUCGCGUGGAAUCGAUGACCAAGCUGAUUUGCUUAACAAUGGCGGCGGCGGUGAUGGCACCAGAGGUGGCGAUAGUGGUCUGGACAGUAGGAAAAUGGAAUCUCCGGAGCUUCGUCCGCUUCCGCCGCUCGCUCGGCAGACUUCGCAGGUAAAUUGUUGUAAUGGCGAAGAGGGUUCGACUGUGGACGACGAGGAGGAGUUUUACUCGCCAAGGGGGUCUUCCGGUUGGCGGGAGAGUUUCAGUGGUACUGGAUCGGGCUCUAGAAGAGUUCUGACGGCCAUGGCCGGCGAGAACUCGGAUGGAAGAACCAGUGGUUCCAGUUCAUGCUCUUGCUCUUCUUCCAGUUCACCACGCCUUUCACACUCGGUCAGUCUUUCUUCUCCGGCUAGUUUGAGUCCCAGAAGACCAGAACCCAGUUCUCCGGAGCUUUCAGUCUUGCCGGCAAGUUCGCCUCCUUUGACGUCGAUGGCUAAUGAGACGAGGUCUCCAUUGACAUCGCCAUCCCUGUCGCCGCUUUCUUCAUCGCCCGAGAGAGUUCUAGAGAAGAUACGAACUUCGUCACUGGGGCAAUCGAAUGUUUCCCAUGGAGAUGCACGGUCUCCUUCAUUAUCCCCACUUUCUUCCCCACCACACAAGACUCUGGAAAACAUUACUCUAAGUGGUGCAUCGCAUCCAAAUGGGAGGUCUCCUUCACCGUCUUCUCCGUCAUCGUCGCCGGAGAGGAGUUUGGAGAAGAACGCAGAUGCAUCAUCAGCAUCACCAAGAGUCUCGGUUGCUUUGGAUCGAAAUACGAAGUCUCCAUCACUGUCCUCUUUAUCUUCUUCAACUUCUCCAGAGAGGGGUUUAGAGCGAUUGACAGAAACAUCUCCGAGAAGGCUGUCAAUUUCGUCGUCCCCGCCUUCCCUGUCGCCUGAAAGAGAUUUAGCGAAGAACCCAGAUGCAUCAUCACCUAGAAUUUCGAAUUCAUCAUCAUCACCACCACCAUCAUCACCAGAGAGAGUUGUGGAUGGAAUCCGUUCAGAAAAUUCUCCAAGAGUUUCAAAUGUUUUUGAUCUUAAAAUGCAGUUUCUCUCACCAUCUCCACCUUCCAUGUCGCCAGAAAGAGAUUUGGUGAAGAAUAGAGAUGAAUCGCCGAGAAAUUCAAACGCUUCCGAUCUAAUUUCAUUCGAUUUAGAUCCAAACAGAAGGUCCCUUUUAUCAUCUACACUUCCUUCAUCUCCAGAGAGAGUUUCAGAGAAUAAUUCAGAUGCAUCAUCACCAAGAACAUCAAAUGCUUCUGAUCAAUGUCCAGAGUCUCCGGUGAUAAUUACCACUACUUUGAAUCAACCACCUCCAUCAGUUCCACCCCCUCCGCCACCGGCUCCGCCACCGCCUCCAAAAAGUUACUGGGAAAACCCAAAUUCUACAACACCCGUUGCUAAGCCUAUCUCUAAGCCACCCCCUCUUAUACCCCCUUCAACGCCCUUUGUAUUCCAAACCCCAACAAAGCAGCUUUCUAUAUCUCCAAUGGAGUUGCCACCUAGUUCUAAGACAAUGGAGAAGGUUGAGGAGACACCUAAACCAAAGCUAAAGCCAUUGCAUUGGGAUAAAGUAAGAGCUAGCUCUGAUCGCGAAAUGGUGUGGGAUCAGCUAAGAUCGAGCUCAUUUAAAUUGAAUGAAGAAAUGAUUGAGACAUUGUUUAUUGUGAAUGCCCCAAACUCAAAACCAAAGGAAGCAACUCCUCGCUCGGUUCUUCCCUCACCAAAUGUGGAAAAUCGAGUGCUUGAUCCGAAAAAAUCUCAAAAUAUUGCAAUUUUGCUGAGGGCGCUCAACGUGACCAUAGAGGAAGUUUGUGAAGCUCUUUUAGAAGGUAAUGCUGAUGCACUUGGAACUGAACUACUUGAGAGCUUAUUGAAGAUGGCUCCAACCAAAGAAGAAGAACGCAAACUUAAGGAAUACAAAGAUGAUUCACCACUCAAGCUUGGUCCUGCUGAGAAAUUUCUUAAGGCUGUGCUUGAUGUACCAUUUGCCUUCAAAAGGGUCGAUGCAAUGCUGUACAUAGCUAAUUUUGAGUCUGAGGUUGAGUACCUCAAAAAGUCUUUUGAAACUUUAGAGGCUGCCUGUGAAGAAUUGAGAAACAGUAGGAUGUUCUUGAAGCUUCUCGAAGCUGUACUCAAGACUGGAAACCGAAUGAAUGUUGGAACCAACCGUGGUGAUGCCCAUGCCUUCAAGCUCGACACACUCCUCAAACUUGUUGAUGUCAAGGGUGCUGAUGGAAAAACCACACUCUUGCAUUUUGUGGUACAAGAAAUCAUUAGGACUGAAGGUGCUCGCCUCUCUAAUGCCAACCAAACUCCAAGCUCCACUUUGAAUGAUGAUGUCAAGUGUAGGAAGCUUGGUCUCCAAGUUGUUUCUGGUCUCAGUUCAGACCUCACCAAUGUUAAAAAAGCUGCUGCAAUGGAUUCCGAUGUGCUUAGCAGUGAUGUUUGCAAGCUUUCUAAAGGGCUUAGCAACAUUAGGGAGGUUUUGCAAUUAAAUGAGACAAUGGGGUCAGAUGAAAGCCGCUUGAGAUUUUCAGAGUCAAUGGACAGAUUCAUGAAAAUGGCCGACGAGGAGAUAAUAAGAAUUCAAGCCCAAGAGAGUGUUGCUCUGUCUCUAGUUAAGGAGAUCACUGAGUACUUUCAUGGAAACUCCGCAAAGGAAGAAGCCCAUCCUUUCAGAAUAUUUUUGGUGGUGAGGGACUUUCUUACAGUUCUAGAUCGGGUGUGCAAGGAAGUCGGAAUGAUUAACGAACGAACAAUAGUUAGUCAUGCACAUAAAUUUCCAGUUCCCGUGAAUCCAACACUACCACAAGUUUUUCCAGUACUCCAUGGAAGACAGCAAUCAAGCUCGUCCGAUGAUGAGAGUACAUGUGCAUAGCAGGAUUAAUGUGCCUUAACUGGUUUGGGCAGAUUAAAUCUUGCAUGGUCUAUGCCUUGACAGGUCUUUGUAUUGUCUUUAAGCCCCUUUUCCACCCAAACCCAAAAUUCGUACCUGUAAAAAGCCGUGUAUAAGAUUUUGAUUUCGUCCUAUAGAUAAUAUAUACGAAGGAGGAGAUUUUCUUUGAGAAAAGUAAGUUAUAUGCCAUAUUAGUUGGAUUUGCUGUGUCUGAAACAUUGGAUAUACAAAUGCUCUUGUUGAAAAAUAAGAGCCUGUAGAUAGUUCCCAAUUAGCGUUAGGAUUUAUAUUGUAUCUGUAUCAAUUUAGUAAUUAAUUCUCUGUUUCGACUUUU